AUGGCUGCAUCGAAGAAGAACCCUCGCACGAAGCCGAUCCCAAUAGGCAGCGCUGCCCCGCCUCCCAACGACCUGAGCGACCCCCAUGAAGUAGGCUCGCCGCCGGAAAACAUCUUUGAGUUUGAUGACUCCGAAGAUUGGACGAAUCCCAGCUAUGAAGCUGUCGUGCCGUUGCCUAACCUGAGGAAAACCGCUAGCCUGCCAAAGAAGCUUCGGCCAAGGAAGCUGACCAACAAUGCUGUGAGAGCCACUUCCCGGUCCUUGCCCAUGAACAUACCAGGCCGCCACGACCACUGCCAUCAUUGGCGGGGAACCGGGGAUGAGGAGAGCGAGGGAGCCGACUGCCGGCUCCCUCCCCACGAGUACCUAGCGAGGAAGUGGGGCACAUCGCACUCCAUGCUCGAGGGCAUUGGGAGGACCCUCAAGGGCAGAGAUCUCCAGCGGGUGAGGAAUGCUGUGUGGAAGAAGAUUGGUUUUGAAGGCUAG
Punica granatum (pomegranate) is the source of this 486-nucleotide messenger RNA. The record is from RefSeq and is a predicted model, not a curated record. NCBI's taxonomy places the organism in Eukaryota, Viridiplantae, Streptophyta, Magnoliopsida, Myrtales, Lythraceae.